Ceutorhynchus assimilis (cabbage seed weevil) is the source of this 2288-nucleotide messenger RNA. Lineage: Eukaryota; Metazoa; Arthropoda; Insecta; Coleoptera; Curculionidae. The record is from the annotation of a GenBank genome assembly.
CGUGGUUCGAACGAAUCUCUAUGAUGGUGAUUUUGCUGAAUUGUAUUACUUUGGGCAUGUACCAGCCUUGCGUGGAUAAGGACCCGUGUAUUACCAACAGAUGCAGAAUUUUACAGAUUAUUUUCCAGAGAUUCGACGAGUUCAUAUUCGCCUUUUUCUCGUUGGAAAUGACGAUAAAAAUAAUCGCUAUGGGUGCCUAUGGGCCAGGUUCGUACCUGGCCGACUCCUGGAAUCGGCUGGAUCUUUUCAUCGUCAUUGCGGGUGCUGUAGAAUACGGCCUGCCGAAUUUCAACAACAUCAAUCUGUCGGCUGUUAGAACCAUACGGGUGCUUAGACCGUUACGAGCCAUCAAUCGAAUACCAAGUAUGAGAAUCCUAGUGAUGUUACUACUAGAUACAUUACCGAUGUUAGGCAACGUCCUACUGCUGUGCUUUUUUGUUUUUUUCAUAUUCGGCAUCGUCGGCGUGCAACUUUGGCAAGGCGUAUUACGACAACGUUGCAUGUUUAUAUCGGCCCUUUAUCCUUACGUACCCUGGCCCAAUAUAUCACGUUCAUACAAACCGCCGGACACCGAUUACAUUUGCAGCAAAAGCAAUUUUUCCGGAAUGCAUUCGUGUUUAAACCUGCCGCCGUUCGUAAACGGCAGCGUCACCUGCCAACUGACGUGGGAACAAAAACAGAUGCCCGAGUUCUACUACGACGACGCCUACUGCGUCAACUGGCACCUGUACUACACCACUUGCUCGGACAACAAUCCGAAUCCGUUCCAGAACACGAUUUCGUUCGACAAUAUCGGAUUGGCUUGGAUUGCGAUUUUUUUGGUAAUAUCACUAGAAGGCUGGACCGAAAUCAUGUACUACGUCCAAGACGGCCACAGUUUCUGGGACUGGAUCUAUUUCGUCCUACUAAUCGUGAUCGGUUCCUUUUUCAUGAUCAACCUAUGCCUGGUCGUCAUAGCUACUCAAUUUUCCGAAACGAAAAAACGCGAAAUGGAACGGAUGCGUCUGGAACGGGCCCGGUUCCAGAGCAGUAGCACUCUGGCGUCAUCGACCAACAACAGCGAACCGACCACUUGUUACGCGGAAAUUGUCAAGUACAUCGCCCAUCUGUGGCGCAGGUCGAAGCGGCGCGUUCUGAAGCGGAUCAGACUUUACCGGGUUCAGAGAGAUCUGAGACGCGAACAGAAAAUUACCAUGGGAGAGACGAUAAGACUUAAUUAUACUAAGCGGCAUCAUCCGAAUUGUCCGAAAUUGAAGCCGACACAAUCUCAAAGCCUUCCAAGUACGAGAGCGGUGUCAAGAGCCAGUUCGAUUUGUCUGAGCGAUCCUGGAUAUCUUAGGGCCGAAGACGUGCAAGAUUUGACUCCUCGUUCCCGGCCUGGAUUGUUGCGCGUUCCGGCUAUUUCCAAUCAGGAAAUAUCGUCCAAUAAUAAUGACAGUCCAACAAAUCUACUGUCGCCGACGUCGUUGCAAAACAACCGACGCCGGUCUUCCGUUAUGUUCAGCGACAUCAUCGUUUUGCACGGCCAAAACGACGUGUCCCCGACGACGUCCGCCUCUAAUCUGUUAUCGGCCACCGCAACGGCGAACAUUGAUAAGAAAAAUGUGUGCUCGAGCGAAAAAACGACACAAGCAGGUGACGGUAACAUUUGGCAAAUAACCGGUCCGCAACAACAAAUGUUCGAAACCAAACAGCAAUUAGCUCAGGAGUGUAGCGAUUUAAUGAACGGUGAAGCUCUGACGUGUCAGGAAUUGUUAGCUCUAGGAGCUAUUAAUGCAGCUUUGCCCACAGGCCAAGUAGUUUUGGAUUCGUUUUUCGAUUCUUUGUCGAAAGGAAUGAACAGGCAAAAACAUAACGAAGAGUAUUACACUAAUGAAGAGGAUUUCAGCUGUUGCAACGAUAUGUGGCACUGUGAAGCAGAAUACAAAAACGAAACCCGUUCAAAGUUGUAUGUUUGUUCUUGUAUGUUCAUUAAAGGGAUGAUUAAAGGUUUGAAAACUAUAAGGAAAUAUAUUCAAAUACUUGUUGAACACAAAAUCUUCCAACACGGUAUCCUAUUAGCCAUCUUAAUAAAUACCUUAUCGAUGGGUAUAGAGCACCAUCAACAAUCCGAAUGGCUCACUCAUUGCGUUGAAGUAACUAACGUGAUCUUUUCGGCAGUUUUCGGUGUCGAAAUGAUAUUGAAAGUUAUAGCCGAAGGCCCAUUCGGUUACAUUUCGAAUGGCUUUAACGUCUUCGAUGGAGUUAUUGUUAUUUUAAGGUUCGUUUUUUGGUUAUAUUCUGAGUAA